This is a messenger RNA of Eruca vesicaria subsp. sativa (arugula), 1941 nucleotides long. The record is from the annotation of a GenBank genome assembly. Lineage: Eukaryota; Viridiplantae; Streptophyta; Magnoliopsida; Brassicales; Brassicaceae.
AUGCUGGUGGCUAAUUCCGAGUUCUCGUCAUCGGUUUUACCUCAUUCGCCGUUGAUACCAAACCCUGUCGAAACCCUAGACGAGUCUAUUGGUAAUAAUCAGGUCUCGUUCUCGACGGAAGAGGCUUCAGUUCCGCCUCUAAACUCAGAUGGGUCUCCCUCUUCUCCGGUUGACGAAACCCUAAUCGUGUCUUCUCAGUUACGUCUUCGGCACGGCGAGUGCAGUGAUGCUCAAGUCAUGACCAAGCCUAUAGAUCACUCUAAGAGCAACAAUAUAAACUUGGCAAUUUGUUUGUCUGAAUCUCCAGAUAAUCGCCAACAAUGUUCUCCCCAUGUUUCACCUGGAUCCGAUACUGAUGCUGACUCAGAAAACCAACCCUUGUGUAGAUUCAGACAAGAACCUCCAAAGCCCGUCGAGCCCACUUGUGUUGGUGCUGGACUUUCGAACCUAGGCAACAGCUGUUUCAUUAACUCGGUCUUGCAAUGUUUAACUCACACUGUUCCUCUUAUCGAUAGCCUCUAUUCAUACCAAUAUCAAGAUCCUUGUAACUGUGACAACGGGUUCUGUGUGCUAAGGGUUCUUCGAUAUCACAUCAUUGAGGCACUGAUGAGGAAUUCAACGUUUUCAAUAACUCCAUUCUAUUUCUUUAACAAUCUCAGAUAUUUUUCACCUGACUUCCGGCGUUACCAACAAGAAGAUGCACAUGAGUUUCUACAUGCGUUAUUGAAUAAGUUGGAGAUAUGUUGUUUGAAUCGAAGAAAUGAUGUUAACUUGGUUCAGCAUAUCUUUGGUGGUCGUCUCGUCAGUGAGCUUCGUUGCUGCAACUGCAACUAUGUUUCCGAGACAUUUGAAGAUUCUCUUGGGUUGAGUUUGGAAAUUGAAGAUGUUGGUAACCUUCAAAGUGCACUAGAUUCCUUUACGCGUGUGGAAAAACUUGAAGAGCAAAUGAUGUGUGAUAACUGUGAGGAAAAGGUUAUAAAGGAGAAGCAACUCUUGCUCCAUAAUCUGCCACAAGUUAUCACAUUCCACUUGAAGAGAUUCAAGAAUAAUGGAUAUUUUAUGGAGAAGAACUUCAACUAUGUCGAGUUUCCAUUGGAGUUGGACUUGCAACCAUACACGAGCAAUGGCCGUGUUUCUUCAAAAUAUUAUCUCUAUGCUCUUGUGAAGCAUUUUGGGUCAUUAGCUUAUGGUCAUUACUCUUCCUUUGUGAGGUCAGCCCCAAAGAUAUGGCAUAAGUUUAAUGACAAAAAGGUCACUAGAGUCGAUGAAGCUUUUGUGUUAUCACAGAAUUCAUAUAUUCUUUUCUAUGCAAGAGAAGGGACUCCAUGGUUUUCAACAACCUUUGAACAAUUGCAUCCAAGGAAUGAAGAAGAUAGCUCAGAAUCUUCGCCAACGAAUGAUCCGACCAACGGGGAGUGUUCAUCUGAAGUCAGUUCUGAAAAUGUAUCCAAAAAGGGAUGUGGCUCAGCGGUAGUAUCUAACCUACUACACGUCGAGACAGAAGAGAGUUGUGUUUCCCUCUCCAACGAGCCUAAGGAAGAUGUGUUGUCGCAAUCGGAAGAGACUAGUGAUGAGGAAUCUUCCAUGGAAGAGCCUUUGAACCCUCAUGAUCAUGAUGAUUCUAACAACUCAUGCAUUGAGAAAGAAGCAGAUUCUUCGUUAGACAUUCAAAAAGCUACAACUGGUGUUGGUUUUUCCCCUUAUUUGAUAGACUCGUCACCAAGACAGCCAGAGUUGAGCACUUACUUGGCCUAUGUGUGUAAUGAUUUUUCAGAAGGAAAAGAAGAAGAAGAAGAACCUUGCAGGCAAUCAUUACUAAUAAGCCUCAUGAAGAAACCCCCACCUCGUGAUAGAGAGUCGGACCGACGUCGUGAUAGAGAGUUGGACCAAACUACUAUGUCUACAUCUGGUUCUGCACCAAAAAAAACAAAAACAUCCUGA